AACGCCGCCCAUAUCACAACACCACGAACCCAUUCCUUUAGUAUAUAUCUGAAAAAAGCUAUCCUCGCUCAAAACCAUGCUCUUCUUCAGCUUCUUCAAAACGCUCGUCGAGCACGAAAUCACCGUCGAACUCAAGAACGAAGUGCAAAUCCGCGGCACGCUGAAGAGUGUGGAUCAGUAUCUCAACAUUAAGCUGGAUAAUGCUGAGGCGGUGGAUGAGUUGAGGUGGCCGCAUUUGUGCUCGACUAAAGACAUGUUCAUUCGCGGAUCCGUCGUUCGAUACGUACACCUCCCUUCUGGCGCCGUGGACACUGCGUUGCUCGAGGAUGCGACGAGGAGAGAGGCUGAGGCGGCGAAGAAUAAGGCGAAAUGAGGAAUUGGCGGGAUUUGGGUUAUGACAAUGCGCCGUGGAAUAGCGGCUUCUCAGACGCGCGGACGAGGGCGGGGUGUGAUGGGGAAGGCAGGGCACCAACAAAAGCCCAUGGCUGCACGAGAGCUGGAUUGCCGGCGGGAGAGAUGACUGCUGGUUUGAGGUUUAAGGAAUCAGUCAUGUCUUCUAGGAUUUAUACCCAUGGGAGUGAGAGUGAAGCUAUGGUUUCUCUCAAAUAUUACUCUGGCGUUAUGC
This is a messenger RNA of Pyrenophora tritici-repentis Pt-1C-BFP, 625 nucleotides long. Lineage: Eukaryota; Fungi; Ascomycota; Dothideomycetes; Pleosporales; Pleosporaceae. The record is from RefSeq and is a predicted model, not a curated record.